Xyrichtys novacula (pearly razorfish) is the source of this 757-nucleotide messenger RNA. NCBI's taxonomy places the organism in Eukaryota, Metazoa, Chordata, Actinopteri, Labriformes, Labridae. The record is from the annotation of a GenBank genome assembly.
AUGGCCACCACUGAUGUGAAUGUGGGCAAGUUGGGGAAGGUAAGCUUCAGGACAUUUGAAAAGAGAGAGAGAGAGAAAUGUCACAAGUUUCUAACUUUACAUGUCCUUUUAUUUUUCAAGAUAAUCCUCUAUGAGGACAAAAACUUCCAGGGCCGCUCCUAUGAGUGCAUGAGUGACUGUGCCGACAUGUCCCCCUACCUGAGCAAUUGUCAGUCCUGCAAGGUGGCACAUGGCUGCUUCAUGGUUUAUGAUCGCCCCAACUUCACAGGAAACCAGGUUUUCAUGAAGAAGGGCGAGUAUGCCGACUACAUGAGCAUGAUGGGAAUGACCAGCGGGAUCAAGUCUUGCCGUAUCAUCCCUGUUGUAGGUCUUAAACAGCUUCAAUCCUGCAAUGGCUCCACUAUGUGUAAAAACAUCCACAUUAAUUUACAUGAUUUUUUUUCCACUCUCCAAUGAAAAGCAGCAAAUGGGCGUCUACAAGAUCAGGCUCUUUGAGAAGGAGAACCUCAAAGGUCAGAUGCAUGAGCUGAUGAAUGACUGUGACAACAUCGAGGAUCGCUUGCACAUGUCGGAGUGCAAGUCCUGCAAUGUGUUGGACGGCCACUGGCUGCUGUAUGAGCAGCCCCUCUUCAAAGGCAAGAUGGCGUAUCUGAUGCCCGGGGAGUACAAGAGCCUCAGAGAGAUGGGCAACCUCUCAAAGAUCAUGAGCCUGAGGUGCAUCAUGGACAUGUGGCUAGAUGCUGUAUUUCAUAAAUAA